AUGGUUGCAUACUAUAAGGCGAAGCUUACAGAUGUCAUACCGGUGGUUGCACGUCUGUUCCGCUAUUUCAAGGCUCAUAUCGAAGAUGCCUGGAACGGUGAGGCAACAUGGCUGUACACCAUAGCCACUUAUCUGCAAUGGUGGGAGAAUCACAAGGUCUGGCUCUACACCGAGGACCAGAGAGAUUGGGAAAUCAGGAGAAAAUAUGGAAUGACAGUUGACAAGGAGAUGUUGAUGGACGAUGGUUGGAUCAAAGCUAGCCAGGUAGCUGCCGAUAUCAUCGGGGUCGCUCCUGUCCAUUUGAAGCACGCAGCCCUUUUCCGAGCUCUCUUGAGAGGUAGGCACGCUGACGACUACGCGCACUUGCAUCUGCACAACGAAGAUAUCGACACAAACUGCCGAGACAGCUGCGGCAACUCGUUCCUGGGCGCAGCAGCAGCAUUUGGAUCAGAAGACAUCUGCAGAAUGAUGCUGACACGUCCUGGAGCGAAUCUCAAUCUUGCGUUCAGUGAUGGACUCAGUCUCAUGCACAUUGCGGUAGUACGCGAAAACGGCGCAAUGAUCAAGCAGUUGGCCUCCGGCCUCAACCUGGACACCAAGGCGACUUGGAAUGUUGGAGACCUCAACUUUGCUAACAACAACCGAAAGGCCAAACCAAGAGCACCAUACUGGUCUCAAUACGACAAACGGGAAAACUGGCGCCCCAAGUCCCACAGGGGAAAGAAAUCCCGAGGCUCCCUCAAGAUGGCCUGGACAGCUGUUGAGAUGGCAAAACGGCGAUGCCGUGAGAAUGCAGAUCUGCAGUCCCUGUAUGAGCCACUUUUUGAUGCUGCUAGGCACGCUCACGACAAGAAGCCGUCUCUCACGAAACGAUCACGAAAGCGACGUGGCUAA
This is a messenger RNA of Alternaria postmessia, 894 nucleotides long. RefSeq lists its product as uncharacterized. NCBI's taxonomy places the organism in Eukaryota, Fungi, Ascomycota, Dothideomycetes, Pleosporales, Pleosporaceae. The coding region runs from base 1 to 894 and encodes 297 amino acids. The record is from RefSeq and is a predicted model, not a curated record. The transcript is spliced from 2 exons.